Paramuricea clavata is the source of this 2218-nucleotide messenger RNA. NCBI's taxonomy places the organism in Eukaryota, Metazoa, Cnidaria, Anthozoa, Malacalcyonacea, Plexauridae. The record is from the annotation of a GenBank genome assembly.
AUGGGACAAAUUGGAAAAGGCUUAGACUACGUGAAGUCAAUUCCAUGCAUUUUAAAAAUCGUCGAAAUCGUAAGUUUCAUUUAUAUUGUUCAAGUUUUUAUAAAUUCAGUUUGUGAUAAAAGAUACAUAGAUACAGGUAUAUUGUCAGAACUACCCGCAAAAGUUAGAUUAAAGACCGGAUCAAGCGAGCUAUAUAGGAUGAUGAUGCGUUCAGUUCUAUAUAUUUAAGUUAAACUCAUCAUUAUGCAGCCCAUUGGAACACUCAUCAAACUUUUAUUUUGUUAAUCGAGAGCUUGAAAUGUCCCCUGUAACAAUGCUUGCAUGACUAUCAACUCUCAUACACUGAAUUCUCAUCCUCGUGACUUCGUUUGACCAUGACUUACAGUGCAAGGGCUGAGAGGCUUAAUUCACAGGCCGGUCGAAUUUAGCAGGCAUUUGCUGACCUGUCGUCAGUUCAAGAUGGCGAAAAUUGCGGACCUGCAACUAUACUUUUCUGAUUUGAACUGAGCGAGCAAAUAUAUCACUAUUGCCUUUGCACAUUUAAGGAAAAUAUAUGUAAUAGCCUAUAAUUCUUUCAACUGUCUCUGCCAGUCAGCCAGUGUAGGUAUCACAAGGUAGUGCCAAUAACAACAAGCUUUCGUUUGUAGGGAUGCAACUCCCUGAAAAUAUAUAAGGAGAAUUUCGACGUUUCGAGCGAAGCUACUCACAAUUACUCACAAUAACUCCAGACGAAGGGCCUUCGCUCGAAACGUCGAAAUUCUCCUUAUGUUUUUCAGGGAGCUGCAUCCCCACUAACGAAAGCUUGUUAUAAUUCUUUCAUAAUUUCUUAAUCGGCAUAAAUAAUUUCAAUAACAAAACGUAUGGAAAUGUCGAACUGAAAAACGCUUUCGGAAAGUACUCAUUACAGAGUUUAAGCUUCGCGUUAUACGUCAAACGACAAACGCCAGGCAAAGAAAAAUUUACAGUAUCAGGCAAUAAAGAGUAAAUGAACUUGCUGUUUUAAAAUUGAAGUACAUAUAUUUAUUCUUUCGACGAAAGAAACAAAAUAUGAAACGAAAACGUUCAACGAAAAUUUUGCCAAGAAAGUUCGAACCUGCCGUUUGCUGUUCCCGGAAACGUGAAGCUUAAACUCCCUAUUGGUUAUAGAACCCCGGUUUCCAUUACGUUUGUUUUGCCCGCGCGGGCGAAACGGGCGCCGUAUUGAGAACGACAGUGACUGAUAAAAACGAUAAGUCACUGAUAUUGUUUUUUUGUCAUUGAUAUCCUUGUGUUUAGGUUGUUCUCCUGAUCGCGUUUGCUCUUGUUGGUCACUUUUUAAAUGAAAUACCGAAUGGGUACUUUUCGUAUUUCGGGAAAAAAGGAAAUCUUGAAUUUUUCCUAUUUGCAACAAUCGUUGGAUGGAUGAUAUCCAUCGCCUUUCUGGUUAUUUUUGUCAUUGGCAUUCAUGAGAAAAUCUCAGCACUACCAUGGCCACUUGUGGUAAGUAAGGGCUCCGCCGUCAAUCGCGUACAUAGAGCAUGUCCUCUCUCCUCCGCAGAGGCUUUAGUUUUCUUAGGAUUUAAUAUUACAAUGAGAUACAUUUCACUACACUUUACAUGGCGGAUCUUGGAACACGAGCGUAGCCGCUGGGGGAAGGAGCGCAGGCGGCAAAGGGUCCGUUCGCAGGUUAGGUGGUUAUGCACACCACCUAACUGGGUACGACGAUAGAUAUUGAAAAUUCACUUUAAAGAGAGGAUCGAUAAGUGGGGCAACGCCCUUUUUGUCGGUAGAAAUAGAGUGUCAGCCCUCCCGCCCCCCGCCCCACCACUUCGGAAAUGGGCAAGAAAUGUCACUGCUUAUUAAUUUGCUCUCUGAAUUUUGCUAAGCCCAGAAAUAAAGACAUUGGCAAUUUGCCACAAACGAAGGCUGACAAUAUGAUAGCAAAUUCAUCACAAACCCGGCCCUCCCCAGAUAUUUUGCAAAAUGUCCACAACUGGAUUUUUUUCAAGGAGAAAGGUUAUUUAAUAGAGGAUUACGUUAGUUUUCUUCAUUUCAGGUUGCUAUUGUAUCAGCAGUAUGGACCAUUCUUUUACUUAUAGCAUCAGCAUUACUGGCGGCUGCAGCCAAGGACUACGAUGAUGACAUACAACUGAUCUCCGGGGCAACUGCAAUCAAUGCAUGUAAAAUUUUGGAUAACAGUAAGGCGGAUUCACAAUGUGGGCAAAUUGUUGGAGGAACG